This is a messenger RNA of Effrenium voratum, 594 nucleotides long. The record is from the annotation of a GenBank genome assembly. Lineage: Eukaryota; Dinophyceae; Suessiales; Symbiodiniaceae.
AUGGCGGCGCUGACGGUCGGGGCCAACCUAGGCGUUGCCUUGGCCACAACGCUGGGGGCAGACUCAGAUGAAGCCCUGCAAAUCGCUCUGGUUCAGCUCCUCUUCAAUGUCCUGGGUCUCGCGAUUUGGUUCCCGGUGCCAGCCAUGUGGAGAAUCCUGCUGAGAGCUCCGCAGGGCUUGGGCUUCUAUGCCGCCUUUUGGCGUGCGUGGCCGCCGCUCUACAUAGUGUCAGCCUUCCUGCUGCUGCCUGGAGCCCUGCUAGGAAUCUGCUUGCUCUUCAACGUGAGCAUAGCCGCAGGCGCGGUGGUGGCUGUGCUUGCGGCCUUGCUGGUUGUCGCCUUUCUGGUGUGGUGGAACCGUGGCGGCUGCUACAAGGUCGUCAGCCAAGAGCAACGGCAAGAGCGGCAUGCCGAUCUCCUAGCACAAGCGGGCAUCGGCAUCUGCAGCCCAGUUUCAUCGGCUUCAAUCGAGCCCCGCGACGACCGCUCAGAGGAUUCGUGCAGCAUCUACAGCUACAGGGGGUCUUUGGACCCGCUGCCGGGACAACGCCUGGGCAAGUCCUACAAGGCUCGGUGCUGCCUCUCCUUCCUUUGA